Teleopsis dalmanni is the source of this 2504-nucleotide messenger RNA. RefSeq names its product polycystic kidney disease 2-like 1 protein. The record is from RefSeq and is a predicted model, not a curated record. The transcript has a single exon. Lineage: Eukaryota; Metazoa; Arthropoda; Insecta; Diptera; Diopsidae. Gene Ontology annotation, cellular component: membrane. Bases 32 to 2392 code for a protein of 786 amino acids. Gene Ontology annotation, biological process: detection of mechanical stimulus. Gene Ontology annotation, molecular function: calcium channel activity.
AAUUAAUAAUAAUAUAAUAAGAAAUAAGACAAUGAUUCUAAAUAGAUUCCAAAAAGUAUGCAUAAACAUUACGAUUGCAAUUAUAAUCCUUGGAAUUGUAAUAAUUUUGUUGACGUCUAAUUUUAAACAUGAAAACGAAAAGCUUAAAACUGUAUUGAUAGCAAUCGCGCUCGUUUGGCUGAUAAAAUAUGUUAUAUUUGAUCUGUUAAUCCUUGUAGCAUUAGCAUUCAGUGAUGUUUAUUGCAAAUGUUAUAAGAAAUUAAAACGAACUAGGCAAGAGGACAAACCACAGCAAAAUGGACAUAUUGAGACUCUCAAGUUACAGGUAGAGAGCUACAAGUCAAAAGUACAAUUACCAGAAAAACACACACAUGAAACCACCAACUUAAAGUAUAAACAAAUAACCGCAGACUUGUGGGUCUACGGUAAACAAUUUUUACUGCUUUUAAUAGUGAUAAUGGGAAUACAUAAUGGUCUAACCUAUUGGAAUGCGGUCAUUAUGAGACGAGUGCUCACAAAAAAUGAAGAACGAGACUAUUCAUUAAAUGAUGUCAAAACUCCAGACCAAAUAUAUGAAUUUAUACGGAACUUACCGAUACUGCAAUUCAAUGAUGGUAAGGAUUACAACAAUAUGGAAAUUAAGGAGCAAGGUUGGAUAUCAUAUGAGCUGGGAAAACUGAUCGGUGUAGUACGUUUAAGACAGUUUCGUCGCACAAGUGAAAAGGAUAUAAUUCGUAAUCUAGUAUAUGAGUUUCGUCAUUUUAUGCCUGGUUGGCAACUGCCUUACGAAAAAUUGCAUUAUGUAGAUAAAUUUUGGCGUAUUACUGAGCCUUGGUUACCAAUGGAGGCAACAUCUUUUCAAACUCAUAACGAUUUCUUCGCUUUCACGCGUUCGGGGGUUUUGGAUGAUUAUGAUGAUGGAGGCUACGUGGCAGUACUAGCUAGAGACGUAAACAAUAGUGAAAAUGUUGUACAAAUGCUAGAAGAAUUUAAUUGGAUUAACGAAAAAACAUUAGUGGUGUUUAUUGAGUUCACAGUGUACAACACCGAUACGAAUAUUUUCACUGUUUCUAGCAUUAUGAUGGAGCAAACACCUUUUGGUAUUAUAAUGUCCUCUUGUAGCGUACUCAGUUCAGCUCUCCUACUGAAUAUUGACCAACUCAGCUAUAUAGGGUUAAUAGUGUUAUUGCUCUACAUACUACAGUUGAUAGAAUUCACAACAGUUAUUUUUCUAAGAAUUUGGCAUGCCCCAGAAACAAUUUGGUUACCAUGGAAUUUAGUGGAUAUUACUAUUGUUGCGCUAAAUUUGAUUGUCGUAGCGCUCAUUGUAUGUAGAGAAGCUUUAUUGGAAAAACUGAUGGAUUAUGUAUAUGAAGCCGAGAAAUUGCAUUAUAUUGAUUUUCGUGUACCAGCAGAAAUUGACUAUAUUACUUUGUUUGCAUUGGGUCUGCUAGUUGCCUUGACAACGAUCCGGCUUUGGAAGAUAUUACAAUUCGCUAAAGUAUUUAAUGCGUUUACUACUACACUUUUUGAGGCCAAAUAUGCUUUGAUCUCAACAACAUUACUAAUAUUUCUUUUCAUAUUUGCUUUCUCAAUAACAUCACUAAUUAUAAAUGGAAAUAAUGUUGAAUCGUUUCAUAGAUUUUUCAAAAGUUUUUCCUGCUCUAUAAGUAUAGCCGUUGGUUUUAAAAGUGAUGGUAACCUAAGUGAUGUGGAGCAUGACAGCCAAUUUUUAGGUAUAAUAUUAUAUAUUAUACUUGUGUUCGCAGUUAGUAUUGUGCUAAUCAAUUUGUUCAUAACGCUGAGCCUUAGUUACUUUAGCACCAUUAAAGCCAGCAGAUCAAUGGAAAUUGACGUCGAUCUGAGUUUCUUUGAAUAUCUACGAAUGGAAUACAAAUCAUGUUGUCAGCGCUGCAAAUGCUGCAGGACAAAAGCUCAGAAAACUAAAAGUCAAAUGACAGUAAAGGAAGAUGUUGAAAGACAAAUAGAAGAGCACGAAAAACUCAACAAAGGUGAAAAGGAUGACAACUCUGAGGAAGCUGAUAAACCUAGUGAAACAAUAAAACAAACAGAAGAAAACAUAGAAAAACAAGCUAUGGAAAAAUAUGUUGAUGAAAUUAAUAAAAUAGAACGUUUACGAGAAAUUGCAAGAAUAUUAACUUUACAAACUGAGUUACUAAGUCGAGUUCUAAAUGAAGUAGACAGUGAUUUCGAGACUGACGACGAAAAUGAAAACGAAGGACAUUCAAAAAACGGUAAAAUUAUUGAAUUAAGGAUAUUCAUCUGUUUAAUUAAGUUGAAAGAGAACUGCGAAUUUGACUAUAACUAUCCACAAAAACAGCUAUUUUGGAUUUUAAAUUUAACUAAUAGCGCAAUAAAUAUAUAUAGUUAGUUAUUUACAUAACAUCACUUUCUAUAAAGUGAUUCAUAAUUAAUUCAAAAUUAUUAAAAUUAUUAUUAUGAUUAAAAAAAAUAACCGAAAAUUCUAUAACCGAAAAGAUCGU